UGUGUCCACAAGAUCACACCGCACAACACAUUCUAAUUGUUACGUGAACGGUGAUUAACAUAUAAUCAACCGCUAACCCUUGCAAUAGAAAUAAGAAAAAACAAAAGAUGAAAAAGAGAAAAUCAAAUAAAAAGAAUCUGAUUGGCUGAGCCACCUUUAUAUUCAAGUUUCGCGGCAAUGCCCCUCACUCGCUCUCUAAAAGCGCCUCUUUUUUAACUUAAAACUCUUGGUUGUUUCUCUCUCUACAAACUCGCUAUAAAAGUAUUUGUCUUUUUUCCGUCUAUGGUCGGGACCCAGUUCGUCUAAGACUCAAAAUCGGCGAGUUUACAGUCUUGGAUCCCUGGAUUAGGGCUUAAAAGUUAACAUUUUUGAGAUCCUUCUGAACAGAUUCUCAAUGCCACCAGCAAGAAAAAAGAGUGUGAAUAAGCGGUCUCUGAAUGAUGUUUCACCUGGUAAAGCGGUCAAGAAUUCAAUAAAAAAUAAGGAACAGGCGACUGGGAAGAGGAGAUUAACUGAUAAGUUAGGACCUCGAUGGAGUGAGGCGGAGCUUCAGCGAUUCUACAAAGCAUAUCGGGUCCAUGGAGUGGAUUGGAAGAAGGUUGCUGCUGAAGUGGCUAAUAGAUCUGUAGAAAUGGUGCAUGCCCUUUACAAGAUGAAUAAGGCAUAUUUAUCCCUACCAGAGGGAACAGCUUCUGUAGUUGGCCUUAUUGCCAUGAUGACAGAUCAUUAUAGUACUCUGGAAGUGAGUGAUAGUGAAGGGGAAAGCAAUGAUGUGCCAGGAAUGAUCCGGAGACCUCAGAAAUGCAAGCGGGCAAAAGUUCAAGUUAGUGCAUCAAAAGAAGUUCUCCUGCAAUCUCACUCAAUUGCAUCAACUGAUGGAUACUUGUCAUUGUUGAAGAAAGGAACUUUUAAUGGUGACCAGCCUCGUGCAGUCGGAAAAAGGACACCUCGAGUUGCUAUAUCUAGGGAAAAUUUUGAAUCACUGAAAAAGAAGGAUCAGAAAUCAGAGAAUGAUGAUAAUGAUGAUGAAGUAGCACAUGUUGCUGCAUUGGCAUUAACUGAGGCAUUACAAAGAGGAAGCUCUCCCCAAGUUUCUCGCACACCACAUAGAAGAACAGAGCGCAUUGAGUCUUCAUCUGUUAGAGGCUGGGAUAAGAUGUUUCUGCAGUCAAAGUCAUUUCAUAUGAAGCUUCAUGAUACUUCUGCGGAUGAAGAAUGGAUUGAAUGUCAUACAAGAAGGGGAGCUCAUAGUGGUACUUAUGCCAGGGAUACAAGCUCCUUGGCAGAUAUGGAAGGCAUGGGCACUGUAGAAGUUCAUCGAAAGGGAAAGAAGUUUUACGGACACAAAGUAAAAGUUGAAGAGAUUUUGAACUGUCAAUCUGAUGAUGGUGGAGAAGCUUGUAGUGGAACUGAAGAAGGGCCAAAAGUAAAUGGUAUAAAGGGGAAAGUUGACAUUGAGGAGUUAAAUGUGAAAAUUGACAAGUCCUCUCCUCAGGUCAGAAAGAAGAGACGCGACAAACAUUUCUCUGGAGAUGAGUUCUCUGCCCUGGAUGCUCUGCGCACAUUGGCUAGUCUUUCUGUGAUGGAAUCUGAAUCAUCUGUCCAGUUGAAUGAAGAAAGACCGGCAGUUAAUAUGGAUGACAAAUGUAGCAUACCUGAAACUACAUCUACUAUCCAUUGUAAAGAUAGAGCUAAGCCCCUGAGGCGUAACCAAAAAGUACUUCAUGGUCUAGGUGAAGUUGAGGACACUACCUCAAGAAAUGCCAAGCUGGGAAGACACACAACAGCUUAUGCUAAACCUGUCUCUGUUGCAAACAAACGGCCACAGUCUAUUAGUAAUAAUACUAAAAAAAGAAAACGCAGUUUGAUAUCGAAGGCAUCAAAUGCUGAAGCUCCAACAAAUUCACAACUUAGUAAGCCAUUGAAGGCUGAGACUGUGGAUGAGGAGGAGAUUAUAUCUACACUUAAAGGAAAACUGACCUGCCAGGCUUCUGCUGUAUCUGAACAAGCAAAAGCAGUUGGAGUAUCUGUGGGCUCUUUCAGUGGUGAUCGGGCAAGUUCUGCAAAUGAUGUAGCAAUAUCAACAGAACAAGUUCCUGUUGCAAGCCAAGUUACCUUGCCAACCAGAAAAACAAGCAGACGCAAGAGGGAUCUAAAGAGAGCAUUUAAUCCUAAAGAUGGAUAUUCUUCUGAGAACAUCCUCAAAACUCGAGUUAAUAGAUAUUCCAUCUCUGGGAAAGAUGCAGUACUUCAUUUUAAAGAAAAGCUUUCUUCUUGUCUCUCAUCUCCUAUGGUUCGUAGAUGGUGUACAUUUGAGUGGUUCUACAGUGCAAUUGACUACCCUUGGUUUGCUAAAAGGGAGUUUGUGGAAUACUUAAAUCAUGUUGGGCUUGGACACAUUCCAAGAUUAACUCGUGUUGAAUGGGGUGUCAUAAGAAGUUCCCUUGGCAAACCUCGGAGGUUUUCUGAACAUUUUUUAACUGAAGAAAGGGAGAAGCUCAAACAGUACAGGGAUUCUGUGAGAAAACAUUAUACUGAACUUUCUACUGGUAUUAGGGAAGGACUUCCAACAGAUUUAGCAAAACCUUUAUCAGUUGGAGAACGAGUAAUUGCUCUGCAUCCCAAAACCAGAGAACUUUAUGAUGGAAGUGUACUCACAGUUGACCAUGACAGGUGCAGGAUUCAGUUUGACUGUCCUGAGGUGGGAGUUGAAUUUGUCAAGGAUAUAGACUGCAUGCCCUUAAAUCCAUAUGAUAACAUGCCAGAAGCUCUUAGGAGACGCACAUUUGCUUUCAUAUCUAAGGAACUCCAAGUGAAUGGGCAUCCAACCAGGCACUUGGAAAACUUGCAGACUCCUGCAAAUAUGCUGGUAAAGCAGGUACAGGUCAGAAUACGUAUGUUAUCAAAUGUGGACACAAAAUGUCUACAAGUAAAGCCGGGAUCUAUUGACAUUGUUAGUGCGCAAGUAGCUCAUAGCCAACUUUCUGCAGCAGCACAAGUCCAAGCAAAUGAAGUAGAUAUACGAGCUCUUUCUGAGCUGAAUCACACUCUUGAUAGAAAGUCCUCUUUUAACCCAGGCAAUACCCUGCCCCCUUGGAUGAAGCCUCCAGUGGACUGCAGUUUUUCCGGGGUCCUACCAAGUACUCAUCAUAAUUUAGUUUCUCAAGAAUCAGGAUCAACUGUGGUUGAAAUUGUCAGAGGCUCAAGAAAGAAGGCGCACACAAUGAUAGAUGCUGCUGUUCAGGCAAUUUCAUCUGUGAAAGAGGGGGAAGAUGCUUUUGUGAAGAUCGAGGAGGCUUUAGAUUCUAUUGAUAAAAGACAAGUAGGAUCAGAAUCGAAGCUACAAGUAAUUAGGUCUUCGGAGCAGGGCAAUAGCAUUUUACUUCAUAACAAUCAGUUGAUUUCUAGCACAUCAGAGCUUCAGGUUAUCACUAAUGCAUGUGCGCCUAAAUCACACGAUAAUAGUGAAAAAACUGAGGCAGUGAUUCCUUCAGAGCUUAUAACGUCAUGUGUUGCUGCUUUGCUCAUGAUACAGACAUGUACUGAGCGGCAAUAUCCCCCAGCUGAUGUGGCUCAACUAAUCGAUUCUGCUGUUACCAGUUUGCAUCCAUGCUGUCCUCAAAACCUGCCAAUUUAUAGAGAAAUACAAAUGUGCAUGGGAAGAAUCAAGACUCAAAUAUUAGCUCUAAUACCGACUUAAAAAAUAUGAUGCCUUGUCCAAUCCCCUUUAUCAGCCCAUGUACAUAUACAUAUAUAAAUAAAGCUGGAGUCUUGGUUUCCAGCUCCACAUUCCCCCUUGUUCCUUUACCCAUGUCCUCUUUACAAUUUUAUAUAAGUUUAGGGAAUCACAUUCACAUGUUACACCCAUCUUACAUUUUUCGUUUCUCAUCUCAUUGCAAGUUGGCUCCUCCCAUUUUCAUUAAUGAAAUUUUGACUUGCUCAUUGUAUUAUUUUUAAUUCAUCACAAGGAUUAUAAGCU
This is a messenger RNA of Ricinus communis (castor bean), 3979 nucleotides long. Its product is annotated as protein ALWAYS EARLY 2. Gene Ontology annotation, molecular function: DNA binding. The record is from RefSeq and is a predicted model, not a curated record. Gene Ontology annotation, biological process: DNA-templated transcription; regulation of cell cycle; regulation of transcription by RNA polymerase II. Gene Ontology annotation, cellular component: nucleoplasm; transcription repressor complex. The transcript has 19 exons. The coding region runs from base 395 to 3700 and encodes 1101 amino acids. Lineage: Eukaryota; Viridiplantae; Streptophyta; Magnoliopsida; Malpighiales; Euphorbiaceae.